Messenger RNA from Rhopalosiphum maidis (corn leaf aphid), 600 nucleotides. RefSeq names its product serine protease snake-like. The record is from RefSeq and is a predicted model, not a curated record. The transcript has 3 exons. Lineage: Eukaryota; Metazoa; Arthropoda; Insecta; Hemiptera; Aphididae. Gene Ontology annotation, biological process: proteolysis. Gene Ontology annotation, molecular function: serine-type endopeptidase activity.
AUGGCUCGAUGGGUCCGACUCGGAGUUAUAGACAGAGUCGUUAAAGAAGACAGUGUAGUUCAACCUAGGGACUAUCGAAUAGUGCAGCAUGUUAUACAUCCCGAUUAUAAACCACCUUCGCUUUACAACGAUAUAGCUUUGUUCCGGUUGGAAAGGGAUAUAGAAUUUUCUGAUGCAGUGCGACCAAUUUGUCUUAACUCAAAUCCGAAUUUAACACCAUUAAAACAAAUAUUAACUGGUUGGGGUAGAAUUUCAACAGCUGGGCCAGUAAGUGACAAUUUGUUAAAAGUAGAAUUGGAUAUUUACCCAAUAAAGCAGUGUAACGAAAGUUAUUAUUCAAAUAAUGAUAAAAAAUUAGAAUUUGGCAUAUUACCUGAUAGUAUGAUAUGUGCUGGUUCUUUUGAUGGUGAGAAAGACAGUUGUUCGGGUGAUUCAGGAGGUCCACUUCAAUUAGAACAUGAAAAAUAUAGACCAAUGUAUACUUAAUACGGGAUUACGUCGUUUGGGAAAUUUUGUGGUGACAAAGAUACUCCUGGAGUUUAUACUAAAGUAGCUAAUUAUAUUUCAUGGAUUGAAGAAAUAGCUUUUUUAAAUAAUUGA